AUGUCGACUCGCCGACCACUCGCCAACGUGCCUAAUGCCACCAAUUCCCCUCACAGGCUGGGCCUCGUGCCUGCCAAACGACCCCGGACUAACACACAGAUCGAUAUCCCUUACGGCCAGCCUCCUCCGAAAAAGCAGAUUGCUGACGCGGCAGAGGAUGACCGGUCCCGCGUGAGCGCGGACUCCAGGUUAUUCUCGCGACGACCAAACAAUGGCCAACCCAGUGCAUUCGAAAGGAAGCUGGUAGCGGUCAGAGACAAGGAGCGUCAGGCUCAGACUCGGGGGGCGAGACACGACAAGCCGUCUGCCGAGACGAUUGAUUCGAUCAGGCAAUGGCAGAGGCACUACCGGAAGGCCUUUCCCCAGUUCGUCUUUUAUUUUGACAGUGUCUCGGAAGAUGUUCGGAGCAAAUGCUCGAGACAGGUCACUGCGUUGGGAGCGCGAGAGGAGAAAUUCUUCUCCCGUCUAGUCACCCACGUCGUCACCUCCCGCCAGAUCCCUCCAGAAAAUGAAUCGAACAGCCCAGCGGAAGCGAAUACCGAGCCGACAGAACAGGUCACGGUCGAUGGCACUCUACAGACGGUCAACCCGUCCCUACUCGAGAAAAAUGCCGAUACGCACCUCCACAUGUCCCUCAAAAAUGAUGCACGACGCGAGCAGACAUCCAUGGAUGUUUUGCACCGGGCUCGCCGGAUGAAGAUGAAGAUAUGGGCCUUUGAGAAAUUGCAGCGGAUGAUUACUACGAUCAACGAUGGAGAUAUCGGGGGCACCGGGCAGACCGUGCGAAACAAUGUUGCAGGGGGCGGGUAUGUGAGGAACAGGGGCGACAACGACCUUUCACAAGUGCUCCAGAACGAGCUUCACGGCUCGUCGGAGCGCAACCCGCACAGUGUCUUGAAGGACCUGGUCAUGUUCAAAGGCCCGUUUGUUUAUGUCCACGAUAUGGAUGAAAAGACGCGUCCUGUCAUGGUUCGGGAUUAUCCUAAAGUCGCCAAGCGUCAAGACGGCAUUUGGCCCCAGUUCAGGAGUGCACCGUUAGGGAAGUGCCCGUUUAUCGAGGAGCCCCCUGCCAGGAAGGACACUGAGCGACAAAGGCCGCGCCAACAAGACCGGGAAAAGAAACCUAUUCCCAAAGCUAUUCCGGCCCCGGCAACACAGAAACCCAAACUCAAGGCACCAAGCGCCCCCCCUCCCGCAGAAGAACGAGGUCUUUGUAAAGAGACGGACCAUGGCGAUGUUGAGGAACCCGUCACUCAGGCGAACCAACCAGAGAUCCAGGAAAUACCACCACCAAGGAUGGUGUCGCCUAGGAAGAGCUCCGAGAGCUUUGCCCCCCCGCCGCUGAACCGCACGGGACCCUUUUACCACGGCCGUGAACCCGCCGCCUCUGGUGUGCAGCCCUCCAACAUCACCUCCGCGAUCCGUUCCCAAAUGGUGUCCUCGACUGCUGCAGCCCCCGGGGCAAAGGCUGGUGUCAGCAAGGAGGUUCAUGAGCUCAAGCGAAAGGUACUAGAAAAGGGCACUGGUGGAUUGUCCACGGGCACUGGGAACCCGAUCAGCCGGGGCGCAGACGCGUCGGGAAUGCUUAAGCUGAAUCGGAGCAACCCUUGGCCGGGCAAAUUCAACCCGCCUGAGAGGCCCGGACAUAUUGCGGACGACAAGAACCGGUACCCUGCAGGAAAUGAUAGUCUAAGCCGUCGGCCAUCCAUCAAGCGGACGAGCAGUCAAAAGGAGCGAAGAAGGGAUCCCAAGCCCGGAUAUUGCGAGAAUUGCAGGGAUAAGUUUGAUGACUUUGACGAGCACGUUGGGACCAGAAAACACCGCAAGUUCGCAGCGAACCCGGGGAAUUGGCAUGAACUGGACGCUUUGCUGUUCGAACUCAAGCGCCGGUGA
Molecule: messenger RNA, 1893 nt
Organism: Aspergillus campestris IBT 28561
Lineage: Eukaryota; Fungi; Ascomycota; Eurotiomycetes; Eurotiales; Aspergillaceae
Product: protein serine/threonine kinase activating protein nimO
Exons: 3
Coding region: 1-1893 (630 amino acids)
Biological process (GO): positive regulation of nuclear cell cycle DNA replication; regulation of cell cycle phase transition
Cellular component (GO): Dbf4-dependent protein kinase complex; nucleus
Molecular function (GO): nucleic acid binding; protein serine/threonine kinase activator activity; zinc ion binding
Source: RefSeq, a predicted model, not a curated record